AUGGACUGGGCUAUCCUCGACCUAGGAUACAAGCCGGUCAGCAAACGGACCAUCAACAUCUCCGACCUGGAUGUGCACGUCUGGGGCUUGGAUCUGAUUGAGCGCAGCACGCUGCCCAUCGCCAUGAUUGUGCUGUCUCACGGGUGGGCCAACAAGGCGCGCGACAUGGAGCCGAUGGCCAGCGGACUGAUCGGCGAGAUCCGCCGGCUUGAGGCCGAAAGUGGGCGCCGCAAGACGCGCGACGUGAUUGUCGCCACGCUUGAUCAGCGCAACCACGGCGAGCGCCGCAGAAUCCGGACGAAGGAGAAGUUCGAGACCAACCCAGCGAGGCUGAUCUCGGCUGCUGCAAACAUCAUGGGCGGCGCCAUGGACCACGAGUACAUCAUGAACCUGCUCCCGGCCUACCUCUUCCCCCGCAGCGAGCGUGUCGUUGAGGAGUACAUGUGCGCUGGCUUCUCCAUGGGUGGCCACGUCACUUGGCGUAUGGUACGCGAAGACCCUCGGGUCAAGAUUGCCGUUCCGAUCUGCUCGUUGCCUGGCGAGGCGCUGGGCCCGCUGCUGAUGAAGCGUGCCGAGAUGCUGCCCGACCAGACGUAUCUCCCGCCCUCAGUCGAGAAGUUCUUCUUGGAGCGGAGCGCCCCAGGGACAUAUGCUGGGAAGAAGAUUCUCGCGUUGCAUGGCGACCUUGAUGCCCUCAUGCCGUGGCAGUGGGCUGAAGAUGAGUGGCAGCGUGUUGCGGGUGAGUGCUCGCCCGGCGAGAGCGAGCGGUGGGUCGAUCCCGACUACGGGCACGUUGUGAGCCAGGAAAUGGUCAGGCGGACCGCUGAGUGGUUCUGGCGCUGGGGGCUGAGCUCCGCGUAG
Messenger RNA from Cutaneotrichosporon oleaginosum, 861 nucleotides. RefSeq lists its product as uncharacterized. The record is from RefSeq and is a predicted model, not a curated record. NCBI's taxonomy places the organism in Eukaryota, Fungi, Basidiomycota, Tremellomycetes, Trichosporonales, Trichosporonaceae.